GGUGCUCCCCCGCUCGAGGAAUAGAGCGUGCCGGGAAGUGGUGCAAAGGGCAGCUGAAGAGGCGGGCGAAUUUUAGACCCGUUGCGCUAUGAAGUUCGGUAAAACAUGGAGUUUUGCGGGGUUACUGAGCCUAAUCAUAGUGAAAGGGACCGUGGGGGCUUUCUUUGUAAACGUGGAUCUCUCGCGCGCCACAGGCGAGUUGAGGCAUUUUUGGAAAAGCACGGGAUAUUGUCCUCCUCUACCACACAGGCGAGCAGAUUCGUUUAAUCUCAGUAAAGACCAAAUAAUUAAUUUGGCUUAUAUUUCUUCUGUGCCACACAAUGGCAUUGAACAAAUUCGAAUCCAUUGGCUGCUGGAACUUAUUCAAGCUGGGGUGAUAAAUGGGACACUUCACUACAAUUUCACAAACCUGGAUAACUUUAUGGAUCUUCUUUGGGAAAACAAGCUACGUCCUGGUUUUGAAUUGAUGGGAAGUCCUUCAGGAUACUUCACCAACUUUGAUGAUAAAAAGCAGGUGGUGGAGUGGAAGAACCUGAUUGUGCAAUUGGCCAAAAGAUAUAUAGAGAGGUAUGGAUUGAAACAUGUUUCUAAGUGGAAUUUUGAGACUUGGAAUGAACCAGAUCACCGUGACUUUGACAAUGUAUCAAUGACUGUAAAUGGAUUUCUCAACUACUAUGACGCUUGUUCUGAAGGAUUAAGGGAAGCUAGUUGUCAGCUAAAAUUGGGAGGCCCUGGAGAUUCCUUUCAUCCAUUUCCAAAGUCUCCAAUAUGUUGGAGCCUCCUCAGUCAUUGUUACAACGGCACUAAUUUUUUCACCGGGGAGACAGGAGUCCGGCUAGACUACAUCGCCAUGCAUAAGAAGGGAGCUGGGAGUUCUCUUCAUAUCUUGGAACAGGAAACUGAGGCCAUGGGACAGAUCCAGAAGACCUUUCCAAAUUUUGCCUCGGUGCCUAUAUACAAUGACGAGGCUGAUCCCCUAGUAGGAUGGUCGAUUCCACAGGAGUGGAGAGCUGAUGUGACCUAUGCGGCUAUGGUGGUGAAGGUAAUUGCUCAACAUCAAAAUCUUCUGAUCGCUAAACCCAACAAUACCAUUAACUACACUUUGCUAAGCAAUGACAACGCGUUUCUGAGCUACCAUCCAUAUUACUUCACCCAGAGGACACUCACGGCACGCUUUCAGAUGAAUAACACAAAGCCCCCACAUGUCCAGAUGGUGAGGAAACCAGUGCUGACAGUAAUGGGCUUGCUGGCUCUGCUAGGGGAAGAGCAAAUUUCUGCCAACAUUUCCAGUCACAGAUCAGAAGACUGUAAUGCCCUGGGAAUACUAGCCAGCUUGCACAAACCUUCAGGACUACAGUUGUCGGACAGCUGGCAAGCAUCAAUACUGAUCUAUUCAAGCAAUGAUAACAAGACAUCCUCAAACAUCAGUACUGUGAUUCUAAAUGUAGCCAAUUAUCCUAAACACAGAGAACUGGCGUAUGUAACAUACUACAUGGAUAACAACCUAACCAAUCCAUAUUUGCAAUGGAAGAAAAUGGGAAUGCCAGACUUUCCUUCUCAGAUUCAGUUGGAGCAAAUAAGAGAUGCUGAGGACCUUUUGGUGAAAGGGCCAUUUCCACUACCUGCAAAAGGCCGUUUGAUGCUGAAACAAGAACUUCCAAUUCCAGCUGUCUUCCUCCUUCAUAUUUGUGCAAAGCCCCGCUCUGCUCCCAGUCAGGUGAAUGGUGUUCGCUUCAUUGGUCUCAUGAAGGGACAAGUUCUGAUAACAUGGGAUGACAGCUGUGUGAAUUCAAAAUGUUUGAAAAAAUUUGAAGUGAUGUUUUCAGUGGAUGGGAAAGAGUAUCACCAAAUCAGUGUCAAGGACAGCAUAUUUACAAUGUUAGUCUACAGUCCAGGAACAACAGUCAUGGGCCUUUACAAAGUGCGUGCUGUGGAUUACUGGGACAGGCCAGGUCUGUUUUCUCUGCCUACAUUCUACAGAGAACCAUUUUAGAAAGAAGCAAAAAUGCCCACUGGAAGUUAUGUACUUAAACCUGCUAGUUGCAGGAAGCUUUUUACUACAGGCAAACCAUAACUGUUAGAAGGAUGAUUCUCAUGUUCUUGACAAAAUUCUUCUGCCUUCCUUGGUUCAGUUUUCUGUUCUUCCUCCACUGAUAAUAUGGAGAGAUUCUUCUCUCCCAGAUCAUCUUGGAGCACCCUUCUGAAAUCACACCCAAGAAAUUAUGAGAACAAAGUAGAGUACUGCUGAACUCUGUUUUCUUCCCUAGUUUGCAUAGUUGGCAACCAGCCAGUCCAGUUUUUACCUGGAGUGAAACAAUGGUAAUUUCAAGCAGCAGAAUCUGGGUUGCAUGAAAACAAGGUGGAUCUGUUAACCUUUCCUUAAGGCUAUGUAUGUAAGUGUGCGCCAUUUAGACUUCCAGCCAUAAUAUGGUCUGUUCAUAGAGAACCAACCUCUAAAUGAGCACUCGUUCCCACACAACUGGUGCAGCUCAAAGAAGAUCCCAUUCUAAAAGCACUGAGCUUCUACCCAAGCCUUGGAAUAAGGAAGCUUCAUCUGCCUCAGUCCAUUUCAUUCUUUUCUUCAAACUUUGCAUCAUCCAAAUACAUCACACACUCUCUUUUUUGUGGCAUCAGGAAGGAGGGAUGGCCUCACUCUUUCUCAUCGCACCUCGACCUUUGCAAAGAGUGGAGGACAGCAGAAGUGAUGGAUAGCCCAGCUGAAUACUUGUAUAAGGGGAAAUGUCCCUGUGAAGCUUGUAGUAAACAAGGACGUUUUUAGCACAGGGAUUAUAUUUUAAAUAAAUAUUUAUUUGCAUGAAAAAGAGUUUACCUAGAGGCAGGUGAGAUAACAUAUUCAGUUUUUCCUG
Candoia aspera is the source of this 2867-nucleotide messenger RNA. It is a transcript of the gene IDUA, whose product is annotated as alpha-L-iduronidase. Gene Ontology annotation, molecular function: L-iduronidase activity. The transcript has 14 exons. Gene Ontology annotation, biological process: carbohydrate metabolic process. NCBI's taxonomy places the organism in Eukaryota, Metazoa, Chordata, Lepidosauria, Squamata, Candoiidae. The coding region runs from base 89 to 1993 and encodes 634 amino acids. The record is from RefSeq and is a predicted model, not a curated record.